Molecule: messenger RNA, 621 nt
Organism: Caenorhabditis bovis
Lineage: Eukaryota; Metazoa; Nematoda; Chromadorea; Rhabditida; Rhabditidae
Source: the annotation of a GenBank genome assembly
AUGAUCGGAAUGGUGAAUGUUCAAUGCGACACUCCUCUUGAUUACUACGCGACCGCGCCGAUUCCAUUGAGCCGCGACUCGUCGGUGAGAAAGAGGAACGACAGCGAGUCGGCGAGUUCCAGCAAGCAUUCAGGAGCCCGUCGAACGCCGUCAUGGAGGCCAUUGUUCACCGGACAGCUAAUGAAGAAGUCAUCGAAGCCAAAAUACCUGAAAGACGGUCGAAAGGCGACCGAAGAGGGCGACGAGCCAAACAAACUCUGGGAGGAGUUGUUUCUUCGCUCGUUUGCGCAAAAAAUCGAGCAAGAGGUCUCAUCGCCGACGCCGCUCGAAGCGCACAAGAAUCUCAACAGCGAGUUGUCGAAAUUGAAAAUCCAAGACAAAUCAUUCUAUCGAUCGACGUAUUCGCUGGUGUCGCCGACGCGAGUCGAAAACACCGAUUUCGACGAAUUGGAGCGAUUCGAGGAGUCGAGUUCAGAUGACGAUGAGCCGCUCGGCGAUGAGGAGCACGUCGACAAAAAAAAUCAUCGAUCGAAUUCUUCAAUUGAACGCCCAUUGUGCACCAUGUUCAUCCCAUUCAUCAAAACCAUAAAAGGCAAUAAAAAGAAGAACAGCAAUCAAUAG